AUGAUCAUUUCUGAGCUCUGUGGUCAGACAUGGACUUUAACGAAGAAAGAGCUGUUGCUCAUCGCUCGCCGACGAUGGCUUAGCACAUUCAUUCGAGCCGUGGCCUUCCCGAUAGUCCUGACAGCCAUCCUCGCCUCAGUCAAGACAUGGAUUCAUAACGAUGGCGGCUACGGAACUGCUACCCCUUCACCUAUCCGGACCCUAUCCGAAGCAUUCGCAGUUGUUGGAGAUACGAGAAAGCAAUUCGUCAUCGUGGACAGAGGACUGCAGGGUGCAGAUGUGCGAGCUGUUAUCGACGAGCUGGAUCAGGCAGCUCGUGAUGGAGGCCGCAACGUACAGUUCGUCACCGACUCCCGCCAGCUUAUCCAAGUCUGUCCGAGUUCCAGCAAGGGCGUCACGAGCUGCUUCGGAGCGAUCGAUUUCUGGUCGUCUCCUGACCAAGGACCCAAUGCGAUCUGGAAUUACACCAUCUGGCAAGAUUCGGUCAUUGCCGGCGCAGAUGUCCGCAGCGAUGCCAACCCAGCUCAGCUUUACACCAUCCCUCUACAACGUGCGGUCGAUUCGAUGAUAUCACGGCGAAAUAACGGCACUGCGCUACCCGACACAGUCCUUCAAUACCCCUUCACCAGCCAGACACAAGCUGCCGUGGACUUUCGGGACGACAAGUUCUUCGGUCUGUUGAUCACUCAAGCGCUCGGCUUCGCACUUUUCCUCGCAAUGUGCGGCAUUACAUACCAUCUUACUGGCCACGUUGUUUGGCAACGAGAGGCAGGGCUUCUCCAGCUCAUCGAUGCGCAGAUGCCCAAUACCUCGCGAUGGGAGUGCCUAGUCGCUCGAAUGUUUGCUACACAUCUUGCUUUCGACCUCAUCUACAUGCCAGCAUGGAUCAUCUGCGGCGCCGUCGUGGGGACUAUAAUCUAUCCUCACAGCAAUGCUGUCGUGGCGGCCAUUGCUUUUGCUAUCGUAGCUCAAUUCACACAAAGCGGACAAAAGUCAACACAAGAAGCCGCAGUUAUCGCGACUGGGCUUCUGUUCCCGCCAAGUAGCUUUGUCUACUUUUUGGUUUCUGGAGCAGUCUCUGAGAUCUUCAGUCUGCCAUUGACACCCCACCAGUCGAUUCCCUCACUACUCGGUGGUCUUCUUGAGAUCAGAGUAUGGAGCUUGACACCUGCCCAUUUUCUGGGGUUCUUUGCAUUCCAGAUUGCCUUGUAUCCAAUCCUUGCGAUAUUCAUAGAGCGCUUCCUUUGGGGAUGCUCAUUCCGAGGUCGACACCUUCGCUCUGCCCCUGAGAUGGCGGGCAAUGCUCUACGCAUCAAGAACUUCACCAAGCGUUACAAUGGCGCAGCAAAGAAGCGGGACAGAACACUGGCUGUGGAAGACUUGUCCCUAGAUGUCUAUGCUGGCACAAUCAUGGUCCUCCUUGGACAAAAUGGCUGCGGCAAGUCAACGACACUCAGCUGUAUUGCUGGGCUCGAAAGCAUUACAGAAGGAACUAUCGAGCUCGAUGGCACCGGCGGUGUUGGUCUCUGUCCUCAGAAGAACGUUAUUUGGCCUGACAUGACAGUUGAGGAGCAUGUUCGUUUCUUCGAGCAUCUCAAGAAGCCCUCCUGCAGGCCCAGCCAAGCAGAGGUUGACCGCUUGAUAGAUGGGUGCGACCUGAAGAAGAAGACCCACGCUUCAUCGAAGACACUAUCCGGUGGUCAGCAGAGGAAGCUGCAACUCUGCAUGAUGCUUGCAGGUGCCAUCCUGGUCACCGUAAUCUGGCUCACGAAUGGAUAUGCUUGGUAUCGCAUCGGUUACAUGUUUCAGUCAUUCAAGGACAACAAAGCUGUCGACGAUGUUAGCUUCGGAAUCAUGCCUUCCGAGAAAUUCGCUCUGCUAGGGCCGAAUGGUGCUGGAAAAUCAACAUUGAUCUCGCUGAUACGUGGCGACCUGCAAAUGGAUGGGUCAUCCAGCAAUGCAGAGAUUCACAUCGCUGGAGAUAGUCUGAUCUCUUCUCCCGUAGCGGCCAAGCAACAUCUUGGAGUCUGCCCGCAGUUCGAUGCCGUUGACUCGAUGACGCUCAAGGAGCACUUGGAGUUCUAUGCUCAAGCUCGUGGUCUGUCCAGUAAGGAGAAAGAUGAGAACAUAAACAAGAUUAUCAGCAGACUCGGUCUGGGUGAUCACACCAAUAAGCUCGUAAAGAAGCUCUCAGGAGGCACUAAGAGGAAGAUGUCGCUGGGCAUAGCGCUCGUGGGCAAUCCAUUUGUCCUUCUGCUCGAUGAGCCAUCGUCCGGAAUGGACGCUGCGUCUAAGCGUGCCCUCUGGUCAACUUUGACAGCCAUCUCGGAAGGUCGCUCCCUUCUCAUCACCACACACAGCAUGGAAGAGGGUGAUGCACUGUGCGAUCGGGCGGGCAUUAUGGCUGGGCGAAUGUUGGCGCUCGGUACGAUCAAGUCCCUCCAUGAGCGAUACAGCGACAAGGUCUACGUCCAUCUCGUGCACCAGAACGCGCCACGAUCUACACCGGAAAAGAUGGCUUCCCUGUGGCAAUGGGUGAAUUCGACCUUCCUGGUGGCUGAAACAGAAAAGUCGGUCGGCGGACAGGCACGCUUUGCUGUGCCCAGAGCGCGUCAAGGCACGCAAUCCGAUCAGUUGUUGGAUGGCAGCCAUCUGGGCAAGUUGUUCCAGGCGAUGGAAGCUCACAAAGAGCGUGCGAGCAUUCGGGAUUACAGUAUCGGCCAUGCGACGUUGGAUCAGGUAUUCGUGAACGUGUGUCAGGGAGUUGAUGAAGAAAACUCGGCAGCUGUACAUCGCGGCGGCGGCCUCUUCAGUUGUGUGCUUGGCCGCAGCAAGUAG
Messenger RNA from Fulvia fulva, 2838 nucleotides. Its product is annotated as Retinal-specific phospholipid-transporting ATPase ABCA4. The record is from RefSeq and is a predicted model, not a curated record. Gene Ontology annotation, biological process: lipid transport; transmembrane transport. NCBI's taxonomy places the organism in Eukaryota, Fungi, Ascomycota, Dothideomycetes, Mycosphaerellales, Mycosphaerellaceae. The transcript has 3 exons. Gene Ontology annotation, molecular function: lipid carrier activity; ABC-type transporter activity; ATP hydrolysis activity. Gene Ontology annotation, cellular component: intracellular membrane-bounded organelle; membrane. The coding region runs from base 1 to 2838 and encodes 945 amino acids.